AUGAUAAAAAAAAAAAAUUUUAAAAUUCUGUGUUUAUCAAUAUUAUCUGGUUUAAGUUCAAUAAAAGAUUUUUCAUUUUUAGCUGAAUUAGAUUCAACAGUUGCUAUAGCAAUUCGUGUAUUUAGACGAAAAAAUACUUUACAAUUGCUUAUUUUUUUAUCGAUUGCAUUUCAAUUACAAACAAUUGGUGAGUUUUCUUUAGCAGAAAAUCUUCGUGAUAAAGGUGAUUUAAUAAAUUCAACAGUAUUAUUUACUUUACAAGGUCAAAUUUGCUCAUUAUUUCCUGGUUAUUGUUCAUAUGCAACAGAUGUUUUAACAAGUUUUAAAUUAAUUGCAAAAGGUAUUGAUACAUCAUUAACAGAACAAGCAGAUUUAAUAUUACGUUUAUUGGUUGAUUUAAGAAAUCUUAUAUCGAAAACUGAUAAUGAAACUGAUCGACAAGAAAUAGGAAAGUAUGCAAAAAAUUAUUUAUCAUUUUUAUUUUAUUUAUAUACAACUGAAAAAUGGAAUCUUUCACGUGAUCCAAUACGACAAAGUGUAUAUCAAAAAAAUAAAACGACUUAUUUACUUGAUAUUUUUUUGACUUUAAUAACAUAUUUGGAUGAAAAACGUUUAGAAUUAUUAGAAGAUAAAUUAAAACAAUUACUUACAAUGCUUCAACUUCGUUGUAUUUCAAGUUUACUUGAUAUGAGAAAUAAUCAAACAAUUAUAAAGAUUAAACAAAUUGUUCCACAAGUAUAUAUCAUAAGUGUCCCAAAAGUCCACUUCUACCAAGAAAAAAAGACAAUUUGAAUAUCUUCGUCGUGCUUUAAUCAAAUUAGUUAAUUCUUUUUUUUCUUCUGAUGAUAAAAGAAAGAUUCAAAUUUUUAUUCUUGUGAGAGAAGUUUACAAAUAAUGAUCAAACCCAUCGAUUUUGAUUGAGAUUGUGAAGGUUUACAUAAUUUACUUGAAACUGAUGAGAAGGCACGAGAUUUUAAAAGCUUCAUAUCUAGAAGAGACUAAAUCCAAUGAUUCUGAAAUCUUCUAAAAAUACUAGGCUAAUGAGGAAAAUUCCUUGACUAAUUAAUUGUUUUGAACACUAGACUAUGUGCAUCAUGUAGACCUUAAUGAGUUAUGAAUAUCUUGAAAAUAGUUCGGACUAUUAGAUUAUUACUACUGAGAUACUGUAUUCUUACGGUAUUUUUUAAGUCAAUACCGUGGUUUCCUCUAGGAAUAAAAGGAAAACUCAUUUUUAAAUUUCGACUUGAAACGUUGUGCAGAGACAAAAAUCCUAACGAGAAUAGUUUAUUGUGAAAGUUUCGGGUCUUUUGAUUUGCUUUUUUCCUGAAAUAAGAACAUCAAAUCUACUGGUGCAUAUCAGCAGUGUAAAAGAUAAGCUUUGAUAAAAGCUCUAUCUUAGGAUAGGAACAACAAAAUGAUAUGAGACUUUCAUAAUAAACUAUUCUCGCUAAGAUCUCUAUCUUUGCGAAAAGUUUCAAGUUGAAAUUUGAAAAGAAGUUUUCCUUGUAUUCUUCAAAGGGAACACGACAUUGACUUAAAACAUGGUUGUAGGACGUUUGCGCGCAUGACAUUUGUGCGCACGACUCUUGUGCGCAAGGACACUUCAGCGCAUGUCACUAGCGUGCGUGACACUUCCACGCAAAAUAAGAUAGUUUAUUUUUCCUGCAUUAAGUUGAAACAUCUUCUAAAUUUUCAUGAACUGUUCUAUAGGUGUAGAUGCGGAAUGGGUGUGUGCGGGCAUAUGGCCGCGGGUGCGCGUUGUUGAUGCGCAGUGGGAGUUAGAUAGCUCGCUAGAAGUUCGGAACUGAUGAACCGUUCGUUAAAACGAUCUGGUGUGCUCGAACAGUUCAGCUCAGAUUACAUGAACUGUUCAAAGACCACUUCCGACCUAAGGUGAACUGUUCAAGUAGUUCAGUUCAAAUGGAGACUUAAUUCAUGAAAUCAUCUAAUGGACUGCGUCUUUUGAAAGAGACAAAUUCUGCAUGGAAAACCAGGAAGCUAACACCGACAUCUGUAACGCUACAGGCAUCAGCUAGGUUUCUAAGGGUACUACUUAGGAUGCUAGACGCAUCACCUGGAUAUUGGAGGUAUUGCCUGAUUUGCUAUGGCGUAAGCUCAGAUACCACAAGUAUCACUUGGGUUAUUAGCAUUAUUUCAGGUGAUGCCAAUAGCAUCCCAGGUAAUGAUACUAUCAUCCUAGUGAUCCAUCUACCAUUCCAGUUAUUGGUGUUAGCAUAUUAGUUUUCCAAAACAAAAUAGCCUUUGAGAACAGGUGAGAUCCAUGAGAUCGUUUCCUGAAUCAGAUUUUAAUCAGUACAUGUGGAUGUGGAGUGAGGGUGUACAUAUGGGUUUUGACUUGGAUCUGAGUUUCAAGUGUGGUUUCUGAAGUAAGUUUGAAUGUUGACCUGUGGUUCUGGCCAGCAGGAUCUCUGUUCUCUUGAUUCCAUUUCGACCCCACACCGAAACGCUGUAGCCACCAGUGUGGAAGUUAAAAUGAGUCGAAACAGUGAUAACUCCAUCCAACGCACUGAGUGGAAAUAGCUGAAUCAGUAAUAACCUAUUUCAACUCUGACACUGACAGUCACACUAAAAGAACCGUUAAUGAAACUUUAGAAGAUGUAUUAACUUAACACAGAAAAAACAAACUAUCUGAUUUUGUGCGAAAGUGUCGCGCGCGCUAGUGUCAUGUGCGGAAGUGUCGUUGCGCGCACGAGUCGUGUGCACAACUGUCGUGCGCGCAAAUAUCGGCGAACAAAUGUUGUGCCAUGAUUAGGGUGUGGGUGUGGGUGUGGGUAUUCACUUCUCUUUAUCCAUACCCACAGCCACAC
Molecule: messenger RNA, 2828 nt
Organism: Rotaria sordida
Lineage: Eukaryota; Metazoa; Rotifera; Eurotatoria; Philodinida; Philodinidae
Source: the annotation of a GenBank genome assembly